AUGGCAACCCCAUCCAUGCCCACUCAUAGAGAUCGAAUGGCCCCGACCUUUGACCCCCAUCAACCCUGCAAAUUGAGACGAUAUUUUGCCGAUCUAGACUUCCACUUCGGUCAGUCAGCGAUAGAAGAUGACCAGGAAAAGAAGAAACAUGCUUGCCGAUUCCUGGACGUCGACACCUGCGAGCUUUGGGAAUUGCUCACCACUUUCACCGAUGCCCCAAAGACAUUCAAGGAGUUCUACAAAGAAGUCUACAGAUUGUACCCUGGAUCGGAGGAAGAGCGCAAAUGGUCGGUAUCAGAUAUGGACAAGCUAGUUGGCAAAACAAGCAGGGUUGGCAUCUUGUCUCUCAGCGAACUCGGCAACUAUCAUCGCAAGGCACAAAUCUUGGUUGCCAAACAAGGACACGCCUUCACUAGAGGAUUCCAACUGGAGCUAUGGGCAAGAAUCUUGCAAUGUCUACAACUCAAGUUCCCCGAUCAUUUCCCAGACAACCCAUACAACCUCCAAGACAUCCACAACGCGGCCCGAUUCAUCUUGCAUGGCACCACGUCCGCCUACAGCAUGACCUCUACUGACAUCUCUCGAGCAGCCCCCGCCGCGCUGCCCACCAACGCAAUCAAAGCCGAAGACCUGGCAACCAUGCCAUCACAGCUUAAGGGAUGUCCAGGCCAGCCGAUCAACCAUCCCGACAACCAGGACAAGGCGGCGACAACUGCAUGUUCUGUGGCAGUCCUGAACACUUUAUGUGCACCUGUCCUGAGGACAUUUGGCACUUUCUCCUUCACCGGCUCCCAAACAACAAUGCCAGCCAAGGACGAUGCUCCGAUCCACCCAUACACCAAAGCCCAGGAUGCCGCCUAUGCACUACCACACAAAUGCAACAUGGGGGCCCCGGCAAAGAUACCAUUGGCAAAGAAGGAUGCUCUGGCCUACAAAACUAUGGUGCCAAUCUACGAUGAGAAGGUAGCAGCUGAGGUCUACAAUAGGACAAUGGCCACUCAGGUGACGCUUACCCAGUGCAAACUACUCUCUCUCUCCGCCAAAGUCCGUUCACAGGUCAGAGAAGCCACAUUGGCUCGCCGAUCGCCUGCCAGAGACGCCAGCAAUGUUUGGACCUUCUACCAAGAUGCCAAUCUACCCUACGCCAUUGACGAUCUCGAACCACCGGCUCGACUGACCGUCUCCUCCUUUGUCAAUGUCCUGCACCAACUGGAAACACCCCCGCCAGGUGCAACCAUCAUCCCCAACAUGUAUGAAACGUACCUGAAGAAUCUACAGCCCGAUCAGGUUCCUCAGCCGUUGAUAGUUGCUAAAGAAUCAUCCGCCCUAAGGUCCAUCGUUCCCCUCGUUGAUCAUCAGCAGGAAGUUGAAUGCAUCAUCGACCCGGUGAUGAGCGCGCCACCUCUCUAA
Heterobasidion irregulare TC 32-1 is the source of this 1410-nucleotide messenger RNA. RefSeq lists its product as uncharacterized. The transcript is spliced from 5 exons. Lineage: Eukaryota; Fungi; Basidiomycota; Agaricomycetes; Russulales; Bondarzewiaceae. Bases 1 to 1410 code for a protein of 469 amino acids. The record is from RefSeq and is a predicted model, not a curated record.